UCUGGGAAUUCCGUAUGUCCCAGACGUUCCCGCGCUGCUCCUCAGAUCCUGGGGUUGGAUUGUGCGUCCCUGAGGCUAUGCUGCCAGAGUGUGCUAUAGGUUUACAAGAGCAACAAAAGAUGAAUAAAUCUGUGGAGUUGGUGUCAUUUGAGGAUGUGGCUGUGGACUUCACCUGGGAGGAGUGGCAGGACCUGAAUGAUGCUCAGAGGACUUUGUAUAGGGAUGUGAUGCUGGAGACCUACAGCAACCUGGUGUCACUGAAUAUCCAGAUAGAUGACCUAGUGGAGAGGAACCAAGAAAGUCAUGGUAGAUGCUUGCCGCAAAUUGUAAUCACCAACAGCAACACAUCAUCUGAGGAGAGAGUUGUGUUUGGAAAAUCAUUUUAUUUGAAUUCAUAUCAUGUUUUGAGUUGGGUUAUAAAUAAUGGAAAUCAUUCAGGAAAGGGACAUGAGGAGUUUUACGUAUGUCACAAUGCACUUCUUCCUAGAGAGCCUGAUGAGAUGCCUGCUGGAGAGAAACCUGAUGACCAUCAUACUACUGAGAAAUUGCCCAGACAUCAUGAGCAUCUUAGUCAGCAUCCUAAUAUUCAAACUGCACAACAGCCUUUAGAAUAUUGUGCAAAAGGGAAAUCUUCCAACACAGAUCCAAUGAUAUUUACACUUAAGAAGAUUAAUAUGGAGGAGACCACCUAUAAAUAUAAUGAAUAUGGGAAAACCUGUGGUAAGUCAGCUGUCUUUGCCCAAGAAAUAAAUCAGGUAGAAAGGAAAACUUUUCAAUCUGGUAUAUGUGGGGAGGUGUUGUAUAAAAAAUCUGAACUGACUAAAGAUCAGAUUAUGCACACAGGAGAGAUCCACAUUUUAUAUCAGAGAACUCACAAAGGUGAGAAACCACAUGAAUGUAAAGAAUGUGGAAAAACUUUUAGAAAAAAGUUACACCUCAGAAGGCAUGAGAGAACUCACACAGGUGAGAAACCACAUGAAUGUAAAGAAUGUGGAAAAGCUUUUAGCAGAACAUCACACCUCAGAAGGCAUGAGAGAACUCACACAGGUGAGAAACCAUAUGCAUGCAAAGAAUGUGGUAAAGUUUUUAGUGAAAAUUCUCACCUCAGAAGGCAUGAGAGAACUCACAUGGGUGAGAAACCAUAUGGAUGUAAUGAAAGUGGAGAAGCUUUUAACCAAAAGUCAGAUUUCAGCAGGCCUGGGAGAAUUCACAGAGGUGAGAAGCCAUAUGAAUGUAAAGACUGUGGAAAAGCUUUUAGUGAAAAGUCAUACCUCCGCAGUCAUCAGAGAACUCACACAGGUGAGAAACCUUACGAAUGUAAGGAAUGUGGGAAAGCUUUUAGCAGAAAGUCAAACCUCUGCAAUCAUGAGAGAACGCACACAGGUGAGAAACCAUAUGAAUGUAAAGAAUGUGGGAAAGCUUUUAGCCAAAAGUCACAUCUCUCCAGACAUGAGAGAACUCACACCGGUGAGAAACCUUAUGAAUGUAAAGAAUGUGGAAAACCUUUUAGCCUAAAGUCUAACCUCAACAUUCAUCAGAGAACUCACACAGGUGAGAAACCAUAUGAAUGUAAAGAAUGUGGAAAACCUUUUAGUCUAAAGUCUAACCUCAACAUUCAUCAGAGAUCUCACACAGGUGGGAAACCAUAUGAAUGUAAAGAAUGUGGAAAACCUUUUAGCCUAUACUCUAACCUCAACAUUCAUCAGAGAGCUCACACAGGUGAGAAACCAUAUGAAUGUAAUGAAUGUGGAAAAGCUUUUAGUGAAAAGUCAACCCUCAGCAUUCAUCAGACAAACCACACAGGUGAGAAACCAUAUGAAUCUAAAGAACAUGGGAAAGCUUUUAGUUACAAGUCGAUUCUCAGCAUUCAUCAGAGAAAUCACACAAGUGAGAAACCACAUGAGUGUAAAGAAUGUGGAAGAGCUUUUAGCCAUAAGUCAACCCUCAGCAUUCAUCAGAGAAAUCACACAGGUGAGAAACCAUAUUAAUGUAAAUACUGUGGAAAAACUUUUAAUCUAAAGUCAAACCUCGGCAUUCAUCAGAGAAAUCACACAGGUGAGAAACCAUAUGAAUGUAAAGAACGUGGGAAAGCUUUUAGUUACAAGUCGAUCCUCAGCAUUCAUCAGAGAAAUCAAACAAGUGAGAAACCACAUGAGUGUAAAGAAUGUGGAAGAGCUUUUAGCCAUAAGUCAACCCUCAGCAUUCAUCAGAGAAAUCACACAGGUGAGAAACCAUAUGAAUGUAAAGACUGUGGAAAAGCUUUUAGUAAAAAGUCAGAGCUCUGCAGGCGUAAGAGAAGUCACAGGUGAGAAACCAUAUGAAUGUAAAGAAAGUGGAGAAGCUUUUAACCAAAUGUCAUUUUUCAGCAGGCCUGAGAAUUCACAGAGGUGAGAAGCCAUAUGAAUGUAAAGGAUGUGGGAAAACUUUUAGCAGAAAGUCAAACCUCUGCAAGCAUGAGAGAACUCACACAGGUGAGAAACCAUAUGAAUGAAAAGAAUGUGGAGAAGAUUUUGAUUACAAGUCAAUUCUCAGCAUUCAUCAGAGAAAUCACACAGGUGAGAAACCAUUUGAAUGUAAAGACUGUGGAAAAGCUAGUUACAAGCCUCAGCAUUCAUCAGAGAUGAUGAAUUUAUCACAGGUGAGAAACCAUAUGAAUGUAAACACUGUGGAAAAACUUUUAUCAAAAGUCAUACCUUAGCAGCCAUCAGAGAAUUCACAUAGGUGAGAAAGCAUGAGAAUGUAAGGAAUGUGGAAAAAGUUUACUGGAUCUCACCAUAAUAGACAUCAACAAAUUCACACAUAGGAAAAUCCCAGUUAAUGUAAUGGCUGUCAGUAAAGGUUUUGCCAUAAAUCACUCCUCAUGUUUCAUCAGUGAACUUACAUCAAGAAUAAGCCCUAUAAAUGCACAACUGUCCCUCGGUUCAAGGAGCCCCUGUUGAUGAAAACACUUGCAAAUGAUGAAGCACUUUCUAUAAAUGGUGUACUGUUUCAAUAUUACCUAUGAACUUUUUUCUGUGUCCUUUUCAU
Molecule: messenger RNA, 3027 nt
Organism: Cynocephalus volans (Philippine flying lemur)
Lineage: Eukaryota; Metazoa; Chordata; Mammalia; Dermoptera; Cynocephalidae
Product: zinc finger protein 260-like
Exons: 4
Coding region: 15-1988 (657 amino acids)
Biological process (GO): regulation of transcription by RNA polymerase II
Molecular function (GO): DNA-binding transcription factor activity; RNA polymerase II cis-regulatory region sequence-specific DNA binding
Source: RefSeq, a predicted model, not a curated record